UCAACGAUUGUAGGAGCAGGAGACAUACCAUGGAUUGAUUUAUAACCAAGAAGUUAGUGAGUUCAAAUCUCCUUCCCAAACGAUGAUUAAAGGAGGUUAUCAGUGAGGAGGAAAGACUUAAUUUAAUUGAAAAUUUUAAAAUUAAUUGACAUAAUAGUCACGUUUCCUAUGAUAUUUGAUAUUGCCAAUAUCAAUAGCCUCAAAAUUAAUGCCAACAGCCUUAUGGGCUGUUACAUGUAAUGACAGUUCGUCUUCUUCAUAUGCUCUUCGCAGAGCCUCAAAAUUCUGCACUUCUUCAUGGACAUGGCUUCCACAUAGUAGCCUCCAUUAGGCUCCUCUCAUACUACAAACCCAAGACCCAUCCAACCAAGAACUUACCCAAACCUCCGAAACUUUUGGAGCUCAUUUCUCCGAAGGGAAAUGUCGCCUCUAAAAGUCGCCAAACCCAUCUUCGGCUCAUACAGGACUUUUUACGAACAGAUACGGAUAAAUGUCGACCCCAAACCCUCUCCCACGGUUUCGUUGCUCCUCCAUUCGUUUCAUCUAAGGAUUCCUCCUGUGUUUUUGAUCAAGAACUUGAAUCGAGUCAUUGGGAUCUUCAUUUGCGCGCUGGAAGAUUUAAAUUCGAUGCGAACGAUAUAUCCAGCGUUGUGAGUUCGUGCAGUUCUCAGCGUAAUCUCCGCGGUGGAAUUCAAUACCAUUCUGUGGCGAUACGGACUGGGUUUAUCCCCAAUGUGUAUAUAGGAAGUUCACUGAUAAGUUUGUAUGGGAAGUGCGGGGAGUUGAAUAACGCAUAUAAGGUGUUUGAAGAAAUGCCUGUGAGAAAUAUUGUGUCAUGGACAGCCAUUAUUGCUGGGUUUGCUCAAGAAUGGCAGAUUGGUAUGUGCUUGGAGCUCUUCCAACAGAUGAGAAGAAUGGAAUUGCGACCCAAUGAGUUUACUUUUGCCACCAUAUUGAGCGCUUACCCUGGCAGUGGAGCUCUUGGAGUAGGGAGAAGUUUUCAUUGCCAAACAAUCAAAAUGGGCUUUGAUUCUCAUGUCCAUAUUGCAAAUGCUCUGAUCUCAAUGUAUUGUAAAUCUGGAGCUCUUAACUUUGCAUUAUACAUAUUUGAAGCCAUGGAAGUGAAAGACACUGUUUCCUGGAACUCCAUGAUUGCAGGUUAUGCCCAGCAUGGACUCUCUCUGCAAGCCAUUGAUCUUUUCAAAGCAAUGGGGAAGCAGCAGCAAGUCAAAGCCGAUGCGAUCACUUUCCUCGGUGUCCUGUCCUCUUGUAGGCAUGCUGGGCUUGUGGAAGAGGGCAGAUGUUACUUCAAUCUAAUGCUCGAGCUCGGUUUUAAACCAGACUUGGAUCAUUAUUCGUGUGUUAUUGAUCUGUUUGGUCGAGCGGGGCUGCUGACAGAGGCUCAGAACUUCAUUGAGAACAUGCCCAUAUCUCCGAAUUCAAUCAUUUGGGGAUCGCUUCUCUCUGCUUGCAGGCUUCAUGGGAAUGUCUGGAUAGGAAUCCAGGCUGCAGAGAGUAGAUUGUUGCUGCAACCCGACUGCGCGUCGACGCACUUGCAGUUGGCUAAUCUGUAUGCAAGAGCAGGGCAGUUGGAUGAUGCUGCAAGAUUGAGGAAGAUGAUGAAAGAGAGAGGGCUGAAGACUGCUCCUGGUUAUAGCUGGAUUGAGAUUCAGAAUAGAGUUUAUAGAUUUAAAGCAGAAGAUAAGUCAAACCCUCUAAUGGUUGAAAUUUUUGGUCUUAUGGAUGGCAUAGUGAAACACAUGAGAUGUGUAGGCUGUCCUCCUGAAGAGGACGACUUUGAUGUUUUACAUGAAACAUUUUGAUACAACAUUUCUUUUUCCUAGUAAAGAAUUUAUUGGUCCAUAAUUUUAUUGAAUAACUUUAGUUUGUAACA
This is a messenger RNA of Momordica charantia (bitter melon), 1894 nucleotides long. RefSeq names its product Tetratricopeptide repeat (TPR)-like superfamily protein. Gene Ontology annotation, molecular function: protein binding; RNA binding. Gene Ontology annotation, biological process: RNA modification. The record is from RefSeq and is a predicted model, not a curated record. Lineage: Eukaryota; Viridiplantae; Streptophyta; Magnoliopsida; Cucurbitales; Cucurbitaceae.